Drosophila subobscura is the source of this 693-nucleotide messenger RNA. RefSeq names its product thymosin beta (gene cib). Gene Ontology annotation, biological process: actin filament organization. Gene Ontology annotation, molecular function: actin monomer binding. Bases 211 to 600 code for a protein of 129 amino acids. NCBI's taxonomy places the organism in Eukaryota, Metazoa, Arthropoda, Insecta, Diptera, Drosophilidae. The transcript is spliced from 4 exons. Gene Ontology annotation, cellular component: cytosol. The record is from RefSeq and is a predicted model, not a curated record.
GAACAACUUUAAGUCCGUUUUGACGUCCAUCCAGUUAGCUUGUGCGCUCCGCGACCGAACUGAAAGAAAGAGUAUUUCUUAAAUCAAGUGCAAAGAAUUUGCAUAGUGUAUAUAAAUAUAUAUAAAGCAGACCCAACCAACCCCAACCAGAUAACUACACCUCACCAGUAUCUUUUUUUUGUAAAUCCAAACCAAAAAAAAAAACUUAAGAUGGCAUCCACAGCACCAGCACUUAAGGAUCUGCCCAAGGUGGCCGAGAACUUGAAGAGCCAGUUGGAGGGCUUCAACACGGAGAAACUGAAGAAUGCCAGCACCCAGGAGAAGAUCAUUUUGCCCACAGCCGAGGAUGUGGCUGCCGAGAAGACCCAGCAAUCAAUCAUCGAGAGCAUCACUGGAUUCGAUCAGAACAACUUGAAGCACACCGAGACCAACGAGAAGAACCCCUUGCCCGAUAAGGAAGCCAUUGAGCAGGAGAAGGAGAAGAAUCAAUUCAUAGCCGGCAUCGAGAAUUUCGAUGCGAAAAAGUUGAAGCACACCGAGACCAACGAGAAGAACGUGCUGCCCACCAAGGAGGUCAUCGAGGCCGAGAAGAAGGCCUAAGCCAAAAGUGGCAGGCGCAUCCAGCAUUGCCAAUAACGUUGCAUCUCUCUCAAGCGCAUACAAAAAAAAAACACCACACUCAAACAAACACAC